This is a messenger RNA of Penicillium coprophilum, 927 nucleotides long. Its product is annotated as dihydroneopterin aldolase family protein. The record is from RefSeq and is a predicted model, not a curated record. The transcript is spliced from 3 exons. Gene Ontology annotation, biological process: folic acid-containing compound metabolic process. Bases 1 to 927 code for a protein of 308 amino acids. Gene Ontology annotation, molecular function: dihydroneopterin aldolase activity. Gene Ontology annotation, cellular component: cytoplasm. Lineage: Eukaryota; Fungi; Ascomycota; Eurotiomycetes; Eurotiales; Aspergillaceae.
AUGACCUCCCAAAUUCAACUCCCACCCCGCCCCGUCGUCCUCGACAGCGUUCGUCUCCGCGACAUCGAACUCCCCCUUCCCUGCGCUCCAGAAGCCUGGCACCGCCAGGGAAAAUCUCAACCAUGCACCGCAACUUUGAAACUCUCCUACUCCUCCAUAAUCACAGCCGCUGAAACCGACAAUGUCUCACUGACCCUCGACUACGGCAAGCUCUUCCGCCGCCUAGAAUCCGACGUACGCAACAUGGCAGAGAACAUCUCCUCCCCAUCCCACCCAUCCAACAGACUGAUCAGUCUAUCCGGGACGCGUCGCGAGGAAAUGCAGAGUCGCGGACUGGGCCAGGACCCGCGCGUGAUAGCAGGCGUUGUUGCGGAUGCGGGAUUGGGGCUGUUGGAGACUACGUCUGCUAUCACUGCGGCGCAGGAGCCGAAUCCUAUCUCGGCGGCGUAUGGGGAGUGUGAGGUUCUACUGCAUUUGCCGAAGGCUUUGUUGCGCGCGGAUGAAGGGCUGAGAUAUCGGGGGGGUUAUUGCGCUUGGGGAGGAGGUGGCGCGGGCUUGGUGGUUUUGGAGGAGGAGUUCCGGAUCGAGGGGAUUAGAUGCUAUGCUAUUUUGGGGGUGAAUCCUCACGAGAGACUGGAGAAACAGGCUGUUGUUGUUGGUCUUACGUUCAAGGGUCCUGGGCAGCUUGCUUGGGGGUCUACUGUUGUUGAUACGUAUCAGGCUGUGACGCGGGCUGUGGCUGAGAUGGUUGAUCAGACUGAUUUCCAGUCUGUGGAAUCUUUGGCUACUUUCAUUGCUCGCAUUGUGACCGUGGACUUUGGUAAUGAGAGUGUGACAGUCAAGGUUGAGAAGCCGAGUGCUCUCGCUUUUGUCCAGCGGUCUGGUGUGGAGAUUACUCGCUCCAAGGCUUUCUUUGAGGGUCAUUAA